UCCAAUUCAAGACCAGCGGUCAAAUUGGGCGAAGUGGGAUACAAUGAGGUAGUAAACUGUUUACGGAGCACCUGGUGAGAGGUGGGUUUUUAGCACGACGGGCGAUAUGUUUCUGUCGAGCCGCAGCGGCCGAAAGGGGCCCAUCGCCUGUCUGGUGGGCCUCCUCCUCAUCUUCGCUCUUUAUCAGCUGGGUAUUAUUUGCGGCUCCACCAACUACAUGCCUACGGCCAUGAUGGUCAGCAAAGAGAAAUACGUGAUCGGGCCGUUUGAUCGCAAGACCUACACGUACGACCGUUACAUGCCGCUUAUUUUCAUCGGUGGUGUACCACGAUCAGGUACGACCCUAAUGCGUGCUAUGCUGGACGCGCAUCCUGACGUGAGAUGCGGACAAGAGACCAGGGUUAUACCAAGGAUUCUCCAGAUGAAGAUGCACUGGUCCAAGUCCGAGAAGGAAAACGUACGGCUCACUGAAGCGGGGAUCUCGAAAGAGGUGAUAGACAGCGCGAUAGCGGCGUUCUGCUUAGAAAUAAUAGCACGACACGCCGAGCCCGCGCCAAGGUUGUGCAACAAGGAUCCACUCACCCUGAAGAUGGGCUCGUACAUCCUCGAGCUCUUCCCGAACGCAAAAUUUAUAUUCAUGGUGCGCGACGGACGCGCGACGGUGCAUUCCAUCAUAUCCAGGAAGGUCACCAUAACGGGAUUCGAUUUAACGUCGUACCGGCAGUCUCUCAUCAGGUGGAAUCACGCAAUUUCUGUAAUGUACGGUCAAUGCAAGGAACUAGGACCUGAAAGAUGUCUGAUGGUCCCUUACGAGCAGCUGGUGCUACACCCACGCCAAUGGAUGAAGAAGAUAUUAAACUAUCUGGACGUGCCGUGGAACGAGUCUGUUAUGCAUCACGAGGAAUUCAUUAACAAACCCGGCGGAGUGCCUCUGAGCAAGGUCGAGAGGUCAUCGGACCAAAUCAUAAAGCCUGUAAAUCUGGCGGCGCUGACCAAAUGGGUCGGUAACAUUCCCGAGGACGUGGUGAGAGAGAUGGCAGACAUCGCGCCAAUGCUCUCCGUACUCGGCUACGAUCCUUACGCGAAUCCACCCGUUUAUGGCGCACCGGACAGUUUAGUUAGCGACAACACCAGACGAGUGCUGGCUGGUGAAAAACUCUGGGAGGAGAAGGCACGAGCGUAUCAUCUAUCGCAUAGGCCAAUCGAGAACAGCAACGAGGAAGCUGCUUCCAGCACAGCCCCAGUCGCGUGACCCCGCGUGAUACUCGUAGACACGAACGACACGUAACCGACUACUAACCUAAGUCCCAUCGAUUGAGGAUUCCCGUGUACGGAGAGACCACCCUGUUGUACUUUCAAAGUAAACUCGGUCUCACACGACUGCGAGUCGCGUCGUGAAUUAAUCGCUCUUGUCGUAUUUUCUCAGUCUCCGUUAUCGCAUCGCAACGACGAUAAUUUAAUCGAUCAUUCCUCGCGACGCUUAUUUAUUCGCAUCAGGAUCGCGCUUCACGAAGUCAGAUGACGUAAUGUACUAAACCGCGACUAGAAAAUAGAAUGCACCGAAAAUAAGCGGUCAAAGGUUGAGAGACGAACGUUAUAUUUGACGCAGUUCAUUAAGUAUCGAUGUCAAGCGUUCCUUCUGCGAUACUCUCUUAUAAAAGAAGCGCAAGGUUCAUUCUAAGAUGAAAUUUCUAAGAAUUUUCUCAGCGUUCUUGCUAUAUUCCACUGCAGACGAAAACUGUGGGAGCAAAUAUCUAUAACUAUGAGAAAGAGAGAAAC
Messenger RNA from Cyphomyrmex costatus, 1779 nucleotides. RefSeq names its product tyrosylprotein sulfotransferase (gene Tpst). Gene Ontology annotation, molecular function: protein-tyrosine sulfotransferase activity. The transcript is spliced from 8 exons. Bases 107 to 1252 code for a protein of 381 amino acids. Lineage: Eukaryota; Metazoa; Arthropoda; Insecta; Hymenoptera; Formicidae. Gene Ontology annotation, biological process: peptidyl-tyrosine sulfation. Gene Ontology annotation, cellular component: Golgi apparatus. The record is from RefSeq and is a predicted model, not a curated record.